AAUGUAUCCUUUCCACAGAUGAAACACCAAGAAAAACCAUCAGAAGAAAAUCUAACUAAAUUGAUGGAAUUCGUUCUCUUGGGCUUUACUGAUGUUCCCCAUCUUCAGUGGUUUCUUUUUGGGUUGUUUUUAGUCAUCUAUGUCAUUAUCCUGAUAAGUAAUGGCAUCAUAUUUUUAAUAACAAAACUGGAUCCUGCUCUCCAGACACCCAUGUACUAUUUCAUCAGCAAUUUUUCCUUUUUGGAAAUCUGUUAUGCGUCAGUUACUCUCCCUAGAAUGCUCAUUAAUCUUUGGACCCAGAAAAGAACAAUUUCUUUCGUUGCCUGUGCUACACAGAUGUGCUGCUUUCUUGUGCUGGCAGCCACAGAAUGUUUCCUUCUGGCUGUGAUGGCCUAUGACCGCUAUGUAGCCAUUUGUAACCCUCUGCAUUAUCCUCUAAUCAUGAAACACAAAAUGUGUAUCCAGCUGGUGGCUGGCUCCUGGAUCAGUGGAAUUCCAGUCCAGAUAGGGCAGACGUUUCAGAUUUUCUCUUUGCCUUUUUGUGGUUCUAACCUCAUCAACCACUUCUUCUGUGACAUCCCCCCAAUACUCAAGCUGGCCUGUGGGGACACCUUUGUAAAUGAAAUGAUGGUCUUCACAGUUGCUGUGUUAUUUGUCACAGUUCCAUUUCUCUUGAUCCUUGUCUCCUAUGGCAAACUCAUCUCCACCAUCCUCAAAUUGUCAUCAGCCACAAGUCGCACCAGAGCCUUUUCCACCUGCUCAUCUCAUCUUAUGGUUGUUGUGUUGUUCUUUGGAUCAGGCAUGAUUACCUAUUUAAGACCCAGGACCAGCCACUCAGCAGGAACUGACAAAGUGCUUUCUCUCUUCUACACUAUUGUGACUCCUAUGUUUAACCCCAUGAUAUACAGUCUAAGGAACAAGGAUGUUGUAAGGGCACUGAGAAAACUACUAUGUAAAUAA
Sus scrofa (pig) is the source of this 960-nucleotide messenger RNA. RefSeq names its product olfactory receptor 10AG1-like. Gene Ontology annotation, biological process: G protein-coupled receptor signaling pathway. Gene Ontology annotation, molecular function: olfactory receptor activity; G protein-coupled receptor activity. The record is from RefSeq and is a predicted model, not a curated record. Lineage: Eukaryota; Metazoa; Chordata; Mammalia; Artiodactyla; Suidae. Gene Ontology annotation, cellular component: membrane.